AAGUCCCGUGUCUUUGGAGUCGGGUGGUAAGGGGCAGGUCUGCUGCUGCUUCUGCUGCUCUUGCUGGCGCCGCCGCUGGGCGCGGGUCCGUCAUGGCGCUGGAGACCCUCUCGCCGGACUGGGAGUUCGACCGCGUCGACGACGGUUCUCAGAAAAUUCAUGUUGGAGUACAGUUGAAGAAUUAUGGGAAAUUUCUAGAGGCAUACACUUCUCAGCUGAAGCGAAUUGAAGAUGCAUUGGAUGACUCCGUAGGAGAUGUUUGGGAUUUCAAUCUUGAUCCCAUUGCAUUAAAUCUUUUGCCUUAUGAACAGUCUUCCUUACUCGAACUCAUAAAUACGGAAAACAAGGUUCUAAACAAAGUAAUCACUGUGUAUGCUGCCCUUUGCUGUGAAAUAAAAAAGUUAAGAUAUGAGGCAGAAACAAAAUUUUAUAAUGGCCUCUUGUUUUAUGGAGAAGGAGCUAUGGAUUCCAGUAAGGUGGAAGGUGAUGGCCAAAUACAAAUGGGAAGAUUUAUUUCAUUUUUACAGGAGUUGUCUUGUUUCGUGACGCGCUGCUAUGAGGUCGUGAUGAAUGUAGUUCAUCAGUUGGCUGCCCUUUAUACCAGUAACAAGAAUGCACCUAAAGUUAUAGAAACAUCAGGAGUUCAUUUUCAGGCUAUGUAUGAGCAUCUGGGAGAACUGCUGGCAGUUUUACUUACCCUGGAUGAGAUAAUAGACAACCAUGCUACCCUGAAAGAGCACUGGACUAUGUACAAAAGGUUACUAAAAUCUGUCCAUCAUAAUCCUUCUAAAUUUGGAGUGCAGGAAGAUAAGCUGAAGCCAUUUGAAAAGUUGCUAUUAAAACUAGAAAACCAAUUACUGGAUGGGACGAUAUUCCAGGCCUGUAUAGAGCAACAAUUUGAUUGCCUCAAUGGUGGAGUGUCAGUGUCGAAGAACAGCACUUUUGCUGAGGAGUUUGCACAUAGUAUUCGCACAAUUUUUGCAAAUGUUGAAGCUAAACUUGGUGAACCCUCAGAAAUUGACCAGAGAGAUAAGUACGUAGGAAUUUGUGGGCUGUUUGUACUGCAUUUUCAAAUUUUUCGGACAGUAGACAAGAAAUUUUACAAAUCGUUACUGGACAUUUGCAAAAAGGUGCCAGCUAUUACACUUACAGCUAAUAUCAUUUGGUUUGCUGACAACUUUCUCAUUCAGAAGGUGCCAGCUGCUGCCAAGCUUCUGGACAGGAAGAAUUUUCAUUCCAUUAAAAUACAAAGAGAAACUUUUCUGCAGCAGAAGGCUCAGUCACUUACCAAAGAGAUGCAGUCAUAUUACGUAUUUGUGAGCUCCUGGAUGAUGAAAAUGGAAUCUAUUUUGUCAAAGGAACAACAAAUGGAUAAGUUUGCAGAAGAUCUCACUAAUAGGUGCAACAUUUUUAUACAGGGUUUUCUGUACGCUUACAGCCUUAGUAAUAUCAUUAAAACUACAAUGAAUCUGCACAUGUCAAUGCAGAAGCCAAUGACUAAAACCUCAGUUAAAGCGUUGUGCAGGCUUGUGGAACUUCUCAAAGCAAUACAGCAUACAUUUUACAGAAGAAGUAUGAUUGUCGCUGAUUCAGUAACGCACAUAAUUCAGCAUCUACAGCAUCAGGCUCUUAAUGCUAUUGCUAUAGCCAAGAAAAGAGUUAUUUCAGACAAGAAGUACAGUGAACAGCGCCUUGAUGUACUCUCUGCUCUUGUAUUGGCUGAGAACACCCUCAACGGUCCUAGCACAAAACAGAGACGACUAAUUAUUUCCCUCGCACUCAGUGUGGGCACACAAAUGAAAACAUUUAAAGAUGAAGAGCUCCUUCCUCUCCAAGUAGUUAUGAAGAAGCUGGCCUUAAUCAGUGAACUUAAAGAACGAGUCCAAGCACAAUGUGACUGUUGCUUCUUGUAUUGGCACAGAACUGUAUUUCCAAUCUAUCUUGAUGAUGUCUAUGAAAAUGCAGUGGAUGCUGCUAGGUUACAUUACAUGUUUAGUGCAUUGCGGGAUUGUGUACCAGCUAUGAUGCAUUCAAGGCACUUGGAGUCCCAUGAAAUACUUUUGGAAAGUUAUGACAAAGAAAUCAUGGAUGUUUUAAACAAGCACCUCCUGGACAAACUAUGCAAAGAAAUAGAAAAGGACCUUCGCCUUUCUGUACACACACACUUGAAACUCGAUGACAGAAAUCCCUUCAAAGUUGGAAUGAAAGACCUUGCCCACUUCUUCUCCUUGAACCCAAUUCGUUUUUUCAAUCGGUUCAUAGAUAUAAAAGCCUAUGUGACACAUUACCUAGACAAGACUUUCUACAACCUUACUACAGUAGCUCUGCAUGACUGGGCCACCUAUAGCGAGAUGAGGAAUUUAGCAACGCAACGCUAUGGUUUAACUAUGACAGAAGCACAUCUUCCUAGUCAGACUUUAGAACAGGGCCUUGAUGUUCUGGAAAUUAUGAGGAAUAUUCAUGUAUUUGUAUCCCGCUACCUCUACAAUCUCAAUAAUCAGAUCUUCAUUGAGAGAAUCAGCAAUAACAAGCAUUUGAACACCAUAAAUAUCAGGCACAUUGCUAAUUCAAUUCGAACACAUGGCACAGGAAUCCUGAACACAACUGUAAAUUUCACAUACCAGUUUCUGAGAAAGAAAUUUUAUAUCUUCAGCCAGUUCAUGUAUGACGAGCACAUCAAAUCCAGAUUGAUCAAAGAUAUCAGAUUCUUUAGGGAAGUUAAAGAUCAAAAUGACCACAAGUACCCCUUUGAGAGAGCAGAGAAAUUCAACCGAGGGAUCAGAAAACUUGGAAUUACACCUGAUGGACAAAGUUACCUUGACCAGUUCAGGCAACUAAUAAGUCAGAUAGGGAAUGCCAUGGGCUACGUCCGAAUGAUAAGAUCUGGUGGACUUCAUUGCUGUAGCAGUGCAAUUAGGUUUGUUCCUGAUAUUGAAGAUAUCAUUAAUUUUGAAGAACUUGUGAAAGAGGAAGGUCUUGCUGAAGAAACACAAAAAGGAGCCAGGCAACUGGAUUCUGUACUUGGUGAUCUCACACGCAAUUCUGCAGAAGGCACAGAGUAUUUCAAAAUGCUUGUGGAUGUGUUUGCUCCUGAGUUUCGCAGUUCAAAGAACAUGCACCUACGCAACUUUUACAUAAUUGUUCCACCAUUGGCUCUCAACUUCAUAGAGCAUUCAAUCGGCUGCAAAGAGAAGCUGAAUAAGAAGAACAAAGCUGGUGCAGCUUUCACCGAUGAUGGUUUUGCCAUGGGUGUAGCUUACAUUCUGAAGCUUUUGGACCAGUACCAAGAAUUUGACUCUCUCCAUUGGUUCCAGUCAGUUCGGGAGAAAUACGUGAGAGAGAUCAGAGCGUUAGCAAAACAGCAGAAUGUUCAAUCAGGUGUCCAAGAUGAAAAACUGCUACAGACUAUGAACCUUACUCACAAGCGACUGGAAGUUUGUUUGCAGGAGUUUGAACUGCUUUAUUUCUCACUAAGCAGCGCAAGGAUCUUUUUUAGAGCCGAUAAAACUGCAGCAGAAGAAAAUCAAGAGAAAAAAGACAGAGAAGAACUUGGAAAAACAAGCAAUGGGGACCUGUCCAACUCUAGUUCUACAGAUCCUGUUGUGAAAUGACAGCCUUGACAUAUAGAGCAAUGGUGAUUUGUUGAAACAGAUGGGACCAAACUGGCAUAGAAUUUUUCACCUUCUGAAUCUGAUAGUGACCCAGAAGUGCCAUGAACUGUAGAGUAAUCCAUACUCUCACAACUAAAAAAAAAUACAAUU
Zootoca vivipara (common lizard) is the source of this 3761-nucleotide messenger RNA. It is a transcript of the gene WASHC4, whose product is annotated as WASH complex subunit 4. Gene Ontology annotation, biological process: endosome organization; endosomal transport. Gene Ontology annotation, cellular component: WASH complex; endosome. The record is from RefSeq and is a predicted model, not a curated record. NCBI's taxonomy places the organism in Eukaryota, Metazoa, Chordata, Lepidosauria, Squamata, Lacertidae.